Sycon ciliatum is the source of this 1522-nucleotide messenger RNA. RefSeq names its product putative divalent cation/proton antiporter TMEM165. Gene Ontology annotation, biological process: calcium ion transmembrane transport; Golgi calcium ion transport; manganese ion transmembrane transport. The record is from RefSeq and is a predicted model, not a curated record. NCBI's taxonomy places the organism in Eukaryota, Metazoa, Porifera, Calcarea, Leucosolenida, Sycettidae. Bases 216 to 956 code for a protein of 246 amino acids. Gene Ontology annotation, molecular function: manganese ion transmembrane transporter activity; calcium ion transmembrane transporter activity. The transcript has a single exon. Gene Ontology annotation, cellular component: Golgi apparatus.
UGUCUUUUCCUUCCAUUCAACUACAAAAUACUUGCUCACCUUCCGGUUUGGUAACUACUUCCAAACUCUACCUCGGGCAGUGUGUAGCAGAGAGUGUCUGCAGACACCAACGCUGUCUGUGUUAUCUGCCUAGGGACGAGGCGGUGUUCCGGACAGUGGUCUCAAUUUUCAGUGUUUUGCUUCCCAGCUUCAUAGUAAUAUUAUUAUUAUCAGCUAUGGAGGAGAUAACAACUGCUGCGGCUACUGUCGCUCCGGCGGGAUUGGGUGGUUUUAUCCAUGCUUUCGUCGCUUCACUGUCGGUCAUAGUCGUGUCGGAGCUGGGAGAUAAGACGUUCUUCAUCGCAGCCAUCAUGGCCAUGCGCCAUUCUCGCGUGACGGUCUUGACUGGUGCAGUAUCAGCCCUGGCAUUCAUGACUGUCAUGUCCACAACAUUGGGCUACGCUGCAACUAUCAUUCCCCGUGCAUACACAUAUUAUGGGUCAUCUCUACUAUUUGCCUUGUUUGGACUGAAGAUGCUGAAAGAGGGCUAUUAUAUGGCUGCAGAUGAGGGACAGGAAGAACUUGAGGAAGUCAGUGAGGAACUGAAAAAGAAGGAGACAGAGCUAUCAUCGCGCCCAGAUGUGGAAGGCGGUGGCGGAGCAGUAGAGCCAUCCUCGCUGAAGUGGUCACGAAUGCUGAGAGUCGUUUCGCCAGUGUGGGUUCAGGCGUUCACCCUAACUUUCCUGGCGGAGUGGGGCGACCGCUCUCAGCUGGCCACGAUCAUCCUCGGUGCCCGUGAAGAUCCUGUCGGCGUGACGAUAGGUGGAACGCUUGGACAUUUGCUGUGCACUACCUUGGCAGUGGUUGGUGGCCGGCUGGUUGCUCAGAAGAUCUCCGUGCGCACAGUAACACUGAUAGGAGCCGUUGUGUUCCUGCUAUUUGCUGCAUCGGCGUUGAUCAUUGGACCAGACGCCUAGUGUGCUGGCUCACUUUCUAUUUGUAGGUUGUUAGUCAUAAUUUUUUGGGUGACAUUUUAACCGUUGACCAGAAGUUUUAAGCGCUAACCUUGAUGUGCAUGCAUAUCCAACAAGUGCGUUCCAAUCAUUGUUCAUGGGCCUUUUCUUGAUCUCUGCAUUCUGGAUUGCUACACUACAGUGUAGUAGGCCAGUAGGCAUCAACUCCUACGCAGCAGUCAAGCAGCAAGUCCUCUCUCAAACUGCAACCAAUGAUCAUGGGAAUGGAAUUCCUUUUCCUGAUCUCUGUAUUGUGCAUAUAGCUUGGCGCCCAUCAACUCCGGACCAGGCAAGCCGCGGAUCGUUUCUCUCUCUCUCUCAAACCGUCCAAGGACGUGACCCGGACUCUAUUUUUAGUCCCCUUGCAUUAUGUAUGUGACCAGAGACAACAAAGAGCAGUCAAAGUACAGAAUAUUAGAGAACGCAUAAUUAUGGCAUUACUGCCUCUUCUACCCUAUUUCUGAUUGUUCCUAUAUCCUUUUUCCUAUUUUCAAACCAUUCCUUGACUACUCUUGGCUCAGUACAUGAUC